UGCCUACUAAUUAUCACUUGUUCUCGAGAUAUGAUGUUUGGGGAAGAACUAGACCUUGCGAUGAUGGAUCAACUUUUACAACUCGAUGAACCUGUCGUUUCCCCGAAAGCCACUAAUACUGGUAGGAGAAAAAGAUCCAAGUCUAAGGUGUGGGAAGAAGAAGCAACUCGGUGGAAAAAGUACUGCAGGAACAAGCCACUUGAGGCGACAUCUUAAGAUUUGCUCGGUACGGGCUAUAGUUGAGGGUGGUUGUCAAAAUGGCCCAUCUUCACAGCCUAGUUCAUCAGCCUCAAAGACGUGCAGCUUUGAUCAAGAGAAGUCCCUUGAGGUGCUUACUAGAGCAGUAAUCUCGAACUCCAACUCUUGCAGUUCUCCAAUUAUUGGCAGUGCAACUUUUAGAAACUUUUUGACCGGGAUUAAUCCUAUGUUUAACAUGGUGCCACAAGCCAUCACGGAAGAAAGAAUUCUUGGUAUUUUCAAAGAGAACAGUUGGAACUGAAGGAAAAAAUAGCAUUGUUACAUGGCGGAGUUUUCUUUUCACUAGCAGACUGGGAACAUGGAUUUGAACAGAACUUUUUAUGUUUGAGAGUGCAAUUUAUUGAUGAGGACUGGGUGAUGAACAGAAUAAUCAUAAGAUGUGUCUGCUCAAACAUCGGCGAAUACUUUCUUGAUUCGUAUUUGAGCAUGUUGCCUGAUUGGAACUCCUUCAGGAAGCUAAACACCGAUCUAUGGAAGUAUGAUGGAAAACCUGUCAAGGCUGUGAUAAUAGAAACAAUUGAUGGCUGGUCUCUUGGUCAGAAGCUUCUAGGACUGACAUCUCAACACGCCCGUGAUAGCAAGGUAACAAUGGAAUUGGAAGAAAAUAUAUCAUCACAGAACUAUCUUGUUGCGAAACACAAGCUAUUGAGCAUUCCAUGCAUGGUAACUGCACUUAAUAACCUUUUCGGGUGGGAACUCAAAGACUUCGUUCUAGAAACAAGUGCAUCUUGUUUUCGCUGCAUGACAUACACCCCAGCGGGUAAGAAGAAAUAUGAGGAAAUUCUUUCAAAGAUACGCCUAAGUCGUCCCUCUUUUGGAUCACAAAGAUGGUACCUGACUUUCUAUUCACUAGAAGUAGCUUUGCAGUUCUUUAAAGCAUACCCGAAUAUUGAAGAGUUGGAUCCUGUUCUUUGGCCAAAUCUCAAACCAUCUUCUGAGCAACUAGAGGCGGCAGAAAGCUUUUGCAAGACUGCAUGGCCAAUCUAUCAUGCAAUCAAAGUAAUUUCCAGUCCUCACCACCUGACUUUCAAUUCAUAUUACGAUGCAAUCUUGAGUGUGAGGACAGCUCUGCGGGUAUCAUCUAAAAUGGUAAACGUCGAGCAUGUUUUAGAUAUUGAAGAUAUGCAGAAAAAGUUUGAAGAGAAUUGGAGAGAAUGGUAUUUGUGGCUGUCUCUGGCUGUUGUUCUUGAUCCAAGGUACAAAAUCAGCUUUGUUGAACUUCGCUCUAGACAGACUUUUGGCCAUGAUGCUGACAUGCAUAUCUCAGAGGUGCGCGCAAAGAUGUAUGAUCUCUUUAUCCGAUACUCUAGCCAUGUCAAUGAACCAACUAUUGAUGUCUUAAACCAAACAAUUAGUGAUCUACGUUUGGACUGGACUGGCAGUGAAUCAUUUAAUGAUGCAAGUCAGAGUUACAUUAACCCAGAAGGACAUGAUGAAUUUAAAGAACUUAACGAGUACCUUGGAGCAGAGCUUUCCCCUCAAAAUAACUUUUUUGAUAUUAUGAAAUGGUGGAAGAAUAACACUUCGACAUAUCCGACUCUUGCAAGGGUUGCACGUGAUAUUUUAGCAAUACCUGGGUAUGCAGUUUCCGCUGAUUCUGCAUUUGAUAAGGAUGAUAAACGGGUCUCUUUUCUGAAUACUAAAGCAAGUCCUGAGGUAGUGGAAGCUUUCAUCUGCAUGAAUGAUUUGAUUAAAUUUUCAGAAGCAAGUCAUCCAAAUGAUCAUGGUAGCAACUGGCAAUAGUAGUUUUCCUACUUAAAUCAUUACGAGUUCCUGCAGUUGUGACACUGUGAAGAAGGCCAAGACAAUUUUUAAGUAGGAAAGUGUAGGCACUGUGAAGAGCCCUCUAAAACAUGUAUGUGAUUGUGAUAAAUGUUGACUGUACAAGCAUUGUCUGACUCGUAGGGUUGGUGCAUAAGGAUAGUUUUAGAGGGCCUAUCUCGCAGUUCACUACUCAUCAAUAUGCAUAACAUUUCAUAGUACUUCUGUUUUGUGUGUAAUAACUUUACUUAU
Triticum aestivum (bread wheat) is the source of this 2271-nucleotide messenger RNA. Its product is annotated as zinc finger BED domain-containing protein DAYSLEEPER-like. Lineage: Eukaryota; Viridiplantae; Streptophyta; Magnoliopsida; Poales; Poaceae. The coding region runs from base 616 to 2001 and encodes 461 amino acids. Gene Ontology annotation, molecular function: protein dimerization activity; DNA binding. The record is from RefSeq and is a predicted model, not a curated record. The transcript is spliced from 3 exons.